Messenger RNA from Penicillium maclennaniae, 2289 nucleotides. RefSeq lists its product as uncharacterized. Lineage: Eukaryota; Fungi; Ascomycota; Eurotiomycetes; Eurotiales; Aspergillaceae. The transcript is spliced from 4 exons. The coding region runs from base 1 to 2289 and encodes 762 amino acids. The record is from RefSeq and is a predicted model, not a curated record.
AUGACCGCAGAGGAUCACAUUGCAGAGAUGCCUGUCGGCAAGUUUGAGGGAAAGGAGCGUGGAGGGAGGAUGGUUCAGGGUGGUUAUUUCUGGAAUCAGGGAGAGGUCCUCGUGCACUUUUACUUUGGCCCAAGAAAAGACUUUGUUGGUGUUGUGCGGCUAUGCGGGUUAACAAGUGUGCUGAGAUCCGAAUUGCUUGCUUCGAAGCGCGCAACGGGUUCUGGAGCACAGAUGGAGAUGUGGUUCAAGGAGACGCUCUACAAUCGCGUGUCUGGCAAUGCUUGGAUGGAAGGCUUUUCUGACUCAAACUAUGACCUUUUUCAUGUGACGGAGUACCUCCGUGCUCAAGAAUCUGUGGCUAUCUAUCGUCCUUCCAAGCAGUGGGGAAAUGUGUGGCUGCUAUACUCUCGCCGCUCCACCAACAUCACUUCCUCCCUGAAUUACGACAGUGAUAGGGUCCCUGCCGGUGUGCCUGCUUUUCUUGCAGCACGGCCACACCUACCCUUUUUGUUAGAUUUGGAAGGACCGCGACCUAGAGAUGAACCACCCAGAGGUCGCAGAGAAUUCCCCGCGAAUGUGCAAUUCCGAAGCGAUCGUCCCAUGAGACGCGCCAGCUUGGGGGCCUUAUCACGCCCAAGGAACGAUGUCAUGGGGAAUCAGCCCGGUCAACCUGCGAAAGGUUUCAUCUCUACGAUUCAAAGCCCUGCGAUUGGAGCCUCCGAUAGCAACCUGCUUAAAGAGCCACAAUCAUCGGAGUCGAGAGUGGCAGAGCAGUCUGUUUCGACACCCGCGGAUCCGCGCCUGAGAAGACGUGUCUCUGUCUCAGGAGGCGUGCCACAAUCUCUUUUGACACCUCAAAUUGCUGAAAGACACCGACCUACAAACAAGGGGAGAAUGAGCAGACCGAAUGACGAUGAGGGGCAGCUUAAAUGGGUUGGAGAUGAUCCCGGAGGCACCGACCUCAUGGAUACCUCUCCGGACGUACCGGCUGGCACAGAUCCUACAAUGAUGCUUUCUCCAGUAGGAAUCGCAAAGAAAGAGAUGGCUGAUAUGUUUCGAUCUACUUACAAAAUCACAUUGGAAAAGCUUUCGACCGUUUCGGAGGGCACUGGAACAGGACUUUACUCACCUUCGCACAACUUCUAUCUACAUCCCUGCGCGGGCAAUGAUGACGACUCCGUUCGGGACCGUGAAUGGCUUCAGACUUGGCUCGAGACAUUCCCAGAAAUCAAGAUCUUCUCCGACUGGGGCGAAUUCCUGAAAACGACCCGUGGCGUUAUCAUGUUUCAUGAGUCAUUUACGCUUUACGAGAAUUUGCGACCCGAAAUUCGAGGACCUCUCUGGUCAAGCCAGUAUAACUUCUGGAACUAUCGUCUGUCCAAACCGCUUCAGAUGGCCGACCCGUUUUAUUACGGCGAAGACGCCUAUUUUGAAGCCAUAUUCGCCAUGGGACACUCAUUCUUGUUCACAGAGGACGUCUUCGGGGAUCUCAAGCGAGCUUUAUCGCUCAUCAAGUGGUUUCAUAGCAUGGUAUCAAACUCACACAGAGUGUUUAAUUACAAGCUGAUGCUGCCUCCUGGUAUCAUGCAAUACCUCGACUCGCGGCUCGAAACACCAGAUCUGAGUGAUGAGGAUUCAAAAAUCUUAGUGUACAUCAAGGCCUGGAUCUACAAGUCGAAUACACUCGAACCUGACUGCAAGGUAUUUCAACCAGAAAGCCUGGAUCCCUUCCAAAUACACUUGCGCAACAAUAACGUCGUUUCUUUCGCCCCCGAGAUGAUUCCAAAAUGGGGUUAUCGCGAUGAAGACGAUAAUCCAGAGAUACCCAAGGGCCUUUCGCAAGAUGAGCGUAACAUGGACCACCUCGUCGAGUUGUUCACAGCAUGGACUCUGUUGAGAAAAGCACAUAAUCGAAAGACCGUCGUUAUCACGGAUUCAAAGAAUCAGAUGUUGCAUCAACGGUGGACGAAUUGGGGCCAUGUUACCUUGUUCUCUCCAAACAACUUCAUGAAGACCUUCAACAUUGAUAAAGAUGCUUUACUUGCAAGAGCACUUGGCGAGAAGGCAAGAGACGACAAUGGUCGAUUGAUGCCUGGCACCACUCCCAAAACUCCCGUCCUCGAUCCACGCACUCCUCGACCGCCUUGGGAAAAUCAGACCGGUGACGGGGCAUCCUCGCCGACUGAAAGGAGGCCACACAGUUACCCGGCGUCUCUGGGGAGUCGGACCGCCGAUGAGACUUCCUCGCCGAAAGGUACGAGAAGACACUACCCAACACCUUACAAAUGA